This is a messenger RNA of Rhodotorula graminis WP1, 1479 nucleotides long. RefSeq lists its product as uncharacterized. NCBI's taxonomy places the organism in Eukaryota, Fungi, Basidiomycota, Microbotryomycetes, Sporidiobolales, Sporidiobolaceae. Bases 1 to 1479 code for a protein of 492 amino acids. The record is from RefSeq and is a predicted model, not a curated record. The transcript has 7 exons.
AUGCCGUUCCUCGACCUGCCCAGCUCGGUCCGGAUGUGCUUCGAGGUCCUCCAGCCGGACGACGGCACUGCGACGGUCGACCCGACUCGCCCGACGCUCGUCACCCUCGUCCCUUUCGUCUCGCCGACGUUCAUGGACGUCCCUCAAAUGCGACCUGGGUCGUCCUUGCGCGCCAACUACCAGAUCGUCGCGCUCUCGCCGCGCUCACACGGCCGCACGACUUCGACCGUCCGACCCGAACACGACCCUUACGUCUCGGCCGCCGACGUCGCGUUCGCGUUCGAGGCGCUCAAGCUCCCGCCAAGCCCCAUCUACGCUCCAGGCUUCAUCGCCGGCCGCAUCGCCGUCGCGCUCGCCGUCCUGUUCCCGGACCUCGUCACGAGCCUCGCCCUCAUCGGCGUCUCGGGCUGUCACGGCAUGACGACAGUCGAGGGCUUCCGCACGCUCGACGCAUCCAUGUUCAACCCGGAGGAGCCGGCCGACCUGUACGAGACGCUCGGCGAGCUCGCCAAGAGCCUGUACAACGACGAGCUGCAUGUCGACGCGUUCGACGACCUCAUGAACUUUCUCCUGCGACGACACAACCCUCGUCAUGCCCUACACUCGUUCGAGUUGUGUCGCCUCGCCUACCUCAACGUUGAUUUGACGCCCGAGGCGCUCGCGAGUAUUCAGCAACCCGUACUCGCGCUUCAUGGCGGCGAGGACCAGUACACGCGCCUCGACGUCGUUCAGAGGUGGACCGACCAGCUGUAUCGCUCCACGAGCGUCGAGACGCCCAUCAUUCCGGGCGCUCCGCACCUGUGCUGGACGACGCACCCCGAGAAGACGACGGCCCUCAUUUCCUCGUUCCUCGCUCGCCACGCGCCGACUCGACCUCUAGCCUACACCCCACCCGACUUUGCCGGCGCACUGCACCGCACCGCCACCCUUUUUGCCAACCCGGACGCCCUCCUUCGCGACCCAGGCCUUCCCGAGUCGUUCUCGUCCCUCACGGCCCAAGAGGCCAUGGUCGUCGCAGCCGACAUCGAGCGCAUUGCGGGCUACGAGGAGGCGUGGCGGGCACGACCGCUCAUCGACGGCGCCGAGGGCGUCGACCCCUGGGAGGAGGAAUGCACGGACCUCGUCCCUCAGCCUCGCUGGCGCUGGUCCCGCCGCAACGACCUCGUCCCGCCCAUCUCGCGCGCAAACUCGGUCUCGGUCGCGACCGAGGUCGUCGUCUCGACGCAGCGCAACACGGCCGCCCUCGCGACCGACGAGCGCCCGAGGUCCUUCGUCGAGGUGAGCGUGUCGCCAUCGUCCUCGUCGUCGCCGCACGCCGACGCCGGCGCAGCGGUGCCCGGCGCGCGCAACGGCGCCGAGGACGACGACAGCAAGCUGAGCCGCAAGGACUCGGGUUUUGCCGACGGUCUCGACGGCGAGGCGUUCAAGUCGGACCUUGAGACGAGCGCAGCGGUCGGCGGGCCUGCCCUCGCGACUUGA